AUGAUUCCAAGAGUCACUGUUAGAAGACUGGUACCUCAAUUGAGGCCUGGCGUUGCUAGUUUAAGGUUCAAGACAACUUCAGCAUCAAAGGAUGAAAUCGGUCAUUUCCAAGAAUUGGCACCUACAUGGUGGGACGUUAAUGGUUCUCAAAGAAUUCUGCAUUUGAUGAAUAACAGUAGGCUGGAUUUUAUCCAGAGAAUCAUCAGACAGAGUGUUAAAGUGGAGGAUCCAGAUACUUAUAUACCGGGGUUCCAAUACAAAGCCUUCUUCCCUCAACAAGUGUCACAAGGAAUUGAGGAUGACUUAGAUUCAAAGAUCAAUGAAAAAUUGAAAGAUGCUCAAUUCAAUGUCCUUGAUAUUGGUUGUGGUGGUGGUAUUCUAGCGGAAUGCCUUGCGAGAUUACCGAUUACUAGACAUGUUACUGGGGUAGAUCUAACACCAGAUGUAAUUAAAGUGGCUCGUGAGCAUUCUGCUAAGGAUCCAGCAUUAAGUGGGAAAUUGGAAUAUAGGUUACAGGCAUUAGAAGAAGUGGAAGGUACAUACGAUUUGGUUACUUGCUUCGAAAUGUUAGAACAUGUAGAUGUUCCUGCAGAAAUAUUACGACAUGCUUGGAUGAGACUUAAACCGCAAGGUAUUUUAUUUUUGAGUACCAUUAAUAGAGACUUUAUUUCAUGGUUUACCACUAUUUUCAUGGGUGAAUAUGUGCUUAAAGUGGUCCCAAAGGGUACUCAUCAUUUGACGAAGUAUAUCAAAUCCUCUGAGAUUAAAGAAUGGUUCCAAGAGAAUGAACCUCACACACAUAAGAUUUUAGAUACAAAAGGAGUCAUGUACCGUCCAUUUAAUGGCUGGGCUGAGCAUGACUGUCCAGAUAUUGGCAAUUAUUUCAUGGCUAUCAAGAAAUUAAACUAA
Molecule: messenger RNA, 909 nt
Organism: Zygosaccharomyces rouxii
Lineage: Eukaryota; Fungi; Ascomycota; Saccharomycetes; Saccharomycetales; Saccharomycetaceae
Gene: COQ3
Product: hexaprenyldihydroxybenzoate methyltransferase
Exons: 1
Coding region: 1-909 (302 amino acids)
Biological process (GO): ubiquinone biosynthetic process
Molecular function (GO): 2-methoxy-6-polyprenyl-1,4-benzoquinol methyltransferase activity
Source: RefSeq, a predicted model, not a curated record